Amoebophrya sp. A25 is the source of this 915-nucleotide messenger RNA. Lineage: Eukaryota; Dinophyceae; Syndiniales; Amoebophryaceae. The record is from the annotation of a GenBank genome assembly.
CAAAUACUAGUACCAACGCGCAUCGUCUCCAAACGCUCUCUAACGAUCAUCACACGCCGAGCAACGCGCGAAGAAAGUCGCUCGAACAGAUUGAAGAAGGCAGUGUAUUUAAGACCGAAGAAGUAUGUAGUAGUAUCCGCCAUGAUCGCCAUAAGUAUAUAUUUUUACUCGUGCUCUAUUCGCAAAUACGCAGUUUUUGUCAUGUCAUGGAACCUCGUUUGUAGCUGUGCAUGUCUACCUGUGAGGUCCCUAGGUUCUUCAUCAACAAGUUAUUUACGAGCACAUGAAUCAUUAUCCUCUUCAUUUUUAACACUUUCCGCUUCCUGCAGUUAUUUGGAUGAAAUAGAUAGCAUUAGCGAUUAUACUAGCUCUAAUACCACUGGGCAUGGAGCUUCAAACAAGCAGAGCACUCGUAGUUUGCUUGCUGACAGUUUGUUACGAGAGCAAGAGCGGCAAGAGGCGAUCAUUGAGUCGCAUCGACAGCGUCAGGAAGAAUUAAGGAUUGCAAGUUGGCCUAUCUCACUCUCAAAGCAUAUCUAAAUCUAUGGCCUCCUAUUUUCAAGGGGGCAAGGAAUAGAUAUACGACCUAUUUUUAGACCUUACUAGAUGAUAGGAGUCAAGAACUUGCAACCGCUAAAAGAAGAGGAACACAAACGCCACAGCACAGCAGGAACCGGUCGCUUCGAGGACCGCGACGAGUCUCAGAGAUGGCACGAUGAAGACAGUGUAGCAGUGGACAAGAAUGAUGGAGUGGCGCUGGAUGGACGUGGAAAUGCAGACGAUAGCCUUGAUCAAGUGGAAAGACAGACAGCCAGUAGACCGAGCAGUAGGGAGAGAGAGGGGCAAACUUUGCUGGGCGCGAGGCGUGCGAGUUUCUGCUCGGAUCAAGAGAAAGCGCGAAUUUUGGAGGAUGAG